AUGGCGACGGACGUGAGCUCGCCGCAGCGCUUCUUCCACAUGCCGCGCUUCCAGCACCAGGCGCCAAGGCAGGUGUUCUACAAGCGACCUGACUUUGCUCAGCAGCAGGCCAUGCAGCAGCUCACCUUUGACGGAAAGCGCAUGCGCAAGGCUGUGAACCGCAAGACCAUCGACUAUAACCCGUCCGUCAUCAGAUACCUGCAGAAUCGUCAGUGGCAGCGAGAUCAUCGUGACCUGCGAGCCAUCCAGCCGGACGCCGGUUGCUACAAUGACUUGGUUCCCCCUAUAGGAAUGCUGAACAAUCCAAUGAACGCCGUCACAACUAAAUUUGUGCGCACAUCCACCAACAAAGUCAAAUGUCCCGUCUUUGUCAUCCGGUGGACUCCAGAAGGCCGUCGGCUGGUGACGGGAGCCUCCAGUGGCGAAUUUACAUUGUGGAAUGGCCUGACGUUCAACUUUGAGACCAUCUUACAGGCCCAUGACAGUCCGGUCCGAGCCAUGACGUGGUCUCACAACGACAUGUGGAUGCUGACUGCGGACCACGGCGGCUACGUCAAGUACUGGCAAUCCAACAUGAACAACGUCAAGAUGUUCCAGGCGCACAAGGAGGCCGUGAGAGAAGCCAGUUUCUCGCCCACCGAUAGUAAGUUCGCCACCUGCUCGGACGAUGGCACCGUCCGGAUUUGGGACUUCCAGCGCUGCCACGAGGAGCGCAUCCUUCGAGGUCACGGGGCCGACGUCAAGUGUGUGGACUGGCACCCGACCAAAGGGCUAGUGGUGUCCGGCAGCAAAGACAGUCAGCAGCCUAUCAAAUUCUGGGACCCAAAGACAGGACAAAGUCUGGCAACCCUGCACGCCCACAAAAAUACGGUGAUGGAGGUGAAGUGGAACUCCAACGGCAAUUGGCUGCUGACGGCGUCGCGAGACCACCUCUGCAAACUCUUCGACAUCCGCAACAUGAAGGAUGAGCUGCAGGUCUUCCGAGGGCACAAGAAAGAAGCCACAGCCGUGGCCUGGCACCCCAUCCACGAAGGUCUGUUUGCCAGUGGAGGUUCCGAUGGCUCUUUGCUCUUCUGGAACGCCGGGGUCGAGAAGGAAGUGGGAGGCAUGGAGAUGGCUCAUGAGGGCAUGAUCUGGAGCUUGGCCUGGCACCCCCUCGGUCACAUCCUCUGCUCGGGCUCUAACGACCAUACAAGCAAAUUCUGGACUAGGAAUCGUCCCGGUGAUAAAAUGAGGGACCGCUACAACCUGAACCUUCUCCCCGGAAUGUCGGAGGAUGGCAUGGAGUAUGACGACAUGGAGCCUAACAGCAUUGCCGCCAUUCCCGGAAUGGGCAUUCCCGAGCAGCUGAAGAUGGCCAUGGAGCAGGAGCAGACUCAUAAGGAAGCUGCACAGGAUGAGAUGUCCAUCCCGGGCUUGGACUGGGGCAUGGACGAGGUGAUGACCAAGGACAACAAGAGGGUCCCCCAGAAGAAAGUCCCCUAUGCCAAACCCAUCCCGCAACAGUUCCAACAGGCUUGGGCGGAGAAUAAAGUUCCCACGAUGCCCUCUUCUGGGGACGGCCACAAAGAGCGCAAGGCGGAGCCCAAAGGGGAUAUGAAAAAGCGAAAUCAGGCAGAGUUUGAGCAGGAAAUGGCAGCGUUGCAAUACACCAACCCUAAGUUGCUGGAGAUGGACCGCAUGGAUCGUAUGAACCCCAGUAGUGCUGAUGGCACCCAGCAGGGAGUGGGCCCUGCACCGCCCUUCCCAGGACCCCCGGGACAGCAGAAUUUUCCUCCUCCGCAACCCAACAAUAUGGGCCCCCCACCCAUGGGGCCUUCCUUCAUGCCCUCCGGGCACGCUCAGGGCAUGAUGCCCCCCCCUGACAUGCAGAGACACCCUGCCCCCUCCAGGACCAUGGGCGUUCAGGGACCUCACAACAUGGGGCCCGGUCCCAGAGGAAUGCCGGCUCCACAUACGGGGAUGAUGGGCCCUCCUCCCCCGAGAGGAAUUGGGCCACGGGACCUACAAGGGCCGCCGCCUCCUCCUCAGGGGGGUAUGAUGCCGCCUCAAGGAAAUAUGAUGGGACCUCAGGGGGGAAUGAUGGGCCCGCCGCCCAGGACGCAUAAUAAUAAUUUUGGAAUGGGGGGAAUGCACGGGCCUCCGGGUAAUAUGCAGGGGCCCCCCUUCAUACAGCACCAGGCACAGAACCCUGGGGCCCCCAUACACGGCAGGGGCCAGCAGGGUCCCAACAAAGAGCCCCGCGGGCCAGCUCCCAAUCACCACAUAAGCCCUCCUGACCACCAAGGCACGGGGGGGCACGAGCACUUCUGGGGGGACAACCAGCACACAUCACAGGACUUUAACACGAGUCAGGAGUUCCACGGGCGAGGGGACGAGAACUGGAGACCCGGUUUCCCAGGUGGGGGAGGACCCCGGGGCGGGAUGGGGCCCCGAGGAGGUGGGGCUCCGCCGGCAGGGGUCCCCAGCUGGGGAUCUGAAGACAGACCCCUCCGAGAUGCAGGAGAGUUCAGGGGACGGCGAGAUGAUAGGUUCCGAGGGGGACCGGGCCGGCCAGGCGGUCGGGGCUUCCCCGAAGAAUACGCAGGCCAGGAGGAGGGCUUCGAUACCCCCGAGGAUGUAAGGGGCUGGGACGGCGGGGGAAGGGGCCGGCCGCGAGGCGAAGGGCCCCCCAGAGGUGGUCAUGACGGCUAUCGUGACGGGCCCCCGCUACACGACGGGACAUCCACAGCAGGCCGUGAGCGCUCACUUUCCCUGCAAGGGAUGGACAUGGCAUCUCUACCGCCACGGAAAAGGCCUUGGCAGGACGGCCCAGGGACCGCCGACCACAGAGAACGAGAUGCAUCGGGCGCCGAAGCCGGUCGACCUCCUCCUCGGGACGACGGCGGUUACGGACCACCUGGACGCGGCGCACGGGGUGGCUGGGGGCCUGGUCUCAGUAGAGGGGGGCCCCCCAUGCGGGGCGUGGCAAGGGGUGGUGGCCGUGGAUGGUAG
Molecule: messenger RNA, 2994 nt
Organism: Nerophis lumbriciformis (worm pipefish)
Lineage: Eukaryota; Metazoa; Chordata; Actinopteri; Syngnathiformes; Syngnathidae
Source: RefSeq, a predicted model, not a curated record